This is a messenger RNA of Hyaloperonospora brassicae, 375 nucleotides long. Lineage: Eukaryota; Oomycota; Peronosporomycetes; Peronosporales; Peronosporaceae. The record is from the annotation of a GenBank genome assembly.
AUGCCGGCGACGACGUCCGAGCUGGUCAAGCCCCGGAAAGGGAAGACCCGCAAGCCACGUUCGCUGCUGCUGCUGCUCAAGAGCUUUGUGGGGCUGCGUGUCCGCAUUGAGCUGAAGAACGACUGUGUCAUCGAAGGCGUCGUGCAGGAAGUCCUGAAUGACAUGGACUUUACGCUCUUAGAUGCCUGCGAAACAAAGCCGAGCGGCUUGACUGUGAUGCUGGACGAAGUGUUUGUCAUGGGCAAGACAGUGCUGUGCGUGCACAUUCCCGACCGGAUCAACAUCUCGCACCAUUUGCAGCAAUACACCCGGAUGCUGCGGCAGAGUGCAACAAUGUAUACAAGGGCAAAGCGCACAUCCAGCUCGACGCAGUAG